Molecule: messenger RNA, 1030 nt
Organism: Carya illinoinensis
Lineage: Eukaryota; Viridiplantae; Streptophyta; Magnoliopsida; Fagales; Juglandaceae
Product: ABC transporter C family member 8-like
Exons: 3
Coding region: 239-1030 (263 amino acids)
Source: RefSeq, a predicted model, not a curated record
CUUUUCCUUCCCGCUAUUCUAUCUCACGCCUGUUUUCCUUUUCCUUCCAGCGACCAUCUCUUCUUCGCACGACUCCUUCUCCUUCUAUCAUGCACAUUCGUUUCCCUACAGAUAUCCUUCUUCACACGACCAUUUACAUCUUUUCCUUUUCCUUUUCCUACACAUAUUCUUCUUUGCACAACCAUCUCCCUUACAACAGCUGUUCAGAGUUUCUCUCCAAAGCAUAUACCAACAACACAUGGGGUUCUCAUGGAUUUGUGAAGGAGAAAUCGGUUUGCGUUCUUACUGCAUUCAAAGGACAAUCAUAGAUGGUGUAAAUAUGCUCUUCCUCUGUACUUUCUACCUAUUUUUCCUCAUAGGAUUUAUAGGAAAACAUUAUGCCCGAAGUAGGAAUGAAAAAUAUUGGAUCUUGGUAGUGGUUUCCAUCUGUUGUGCUCUUUGCAACAUUGUUUAUGUUACUGUCGGUAUAUGGAAUCUAACGACUAGAAAUGACGAGUUCAAUCAAAUGAGCUGGCUGGUUUACUUCGUUAGAGGACUGGUUUGGAUCUCUUUUACAGCAUCUUUGCUUGUUCAAUGGUCAAAAUUCAUCAGGGUGCUAAACUCUGUUUGGUGGAUGUUGUCCUUUGCAUUGGUUUCAGCUCUGAAUUUUGAACUUCUGCUAAGAUCAUGUCGCAUUGAGACUUUGGACAUGGUGCCUUGGCCUAUUAACUUUUUGCUUUUCCUUUGCGCACUUAGGAAUCUCUGUCACUUUGUCACUUUGCACUUAGAAAAUAUGUACAUAGGAUUUUUUGCAUUUCUUAAGACAAUUUUUGUAGUUUGUGCACCUUUAAUACUCUUUGCUUUUGUAAAUUAUUCAAAUCACAAUGAGAGGAAUCUGGAUGAAGGUCUAUUUAUUGUGGGAUGUCUAAUUCUUUUCAAGGUGUUUGAGUCUUUGUCUCAAAGGCACUGGUUCUUUGAUUCGAGGAGAAUAUUGAGAGAUGAAGUAGAGAGCAGACUAAGAGAAAAGAAACUGCUGUAUUCAUUUACUUGA